GUAAAAAAGUUUCUACAUUUGAACGAGCACGUACGUAUGAGAUAGAUUAGAGAUCUGCGAAUCCCAUCGUCGUCGUGGGAUUAGGGUUUUCAUCCUCCUUCGAUCUCAUCGAAUCACCUUACCUUCUCUCAUUUCCGCUUCCAAUUCAGUUCGCGCGCGCGUGUGUGUGUGUGUGUAUGCUCGAUCGAGCUGGAUCCUCUCUAAUCUAUGUUGGAUUUGAUUAUUCCAUUGCUUCUCUCUCGCGUACCCUUGAUUCAGUGGAUGGUUCUCGCUACGAAAGUACCGAACUUUCCUUGAAUUGUAACUUUGUUUGAGUUGACUUUUGAUUUGCGUAUCGUUGAAUUCGGGGUUUGAUGGAUUUGGAGAGUGAAAGCUCUGCGCUUGAGUCUAUUGGUGAUAAUGGUUUGAUCCAACAAGCUUCCAUCAACACUGCUGCUGCUGCUGCUGCUGCUGCUGCUGCUGAUGAUGAUGAUAAUGGUAGGAGUUUGGAUCAGGGGUCCUUCUCUGACGACAGUGUGAAGCUUGUUUCGACGAGAAGUGGUGGUGAAAACGAGACAUCUGUUGAACUGGAUAAAGCGUUGAACUUUGGUUCUUGCUCUCCGGUUCUUUCAAAGGGGCGUGGUUUGAGGAAAUGGAGGCGGAUCAGGAGAGACCUUGUGAAAGACACGUCUGGUAACAUGGAGAAUAGUAAAGUUCUGAAGAGAGGCUUGUCCGGUUCUGCUGCUCAUUCGCACGGUAAUAAGCAGAUGCUGUUUCAGUCACCGGAACUUGAGCAAGAGAGUCAGGGAUCUGUUGGGUCUGUGAAUAUGUUGAAAAGUGAUGGUUUUGAGAUGCUUAGGAGUGGUUUUGAUGAUGCUAGGUUUAUGGCAGGGGUUGGCUUUUCAGCUGGUGUUGAUGGUAUAGGAAAGGAUGAUGAUCGGAGUAGUAAAUCUCCUACACCAAUGAUUAUUAGUUCAGGUCAGAGAGGGAAAGAUCGGGUAGAGAAUAGUAAGAAGCAUAGAGGAGAAAGUGUCGAGAAGGAGACCUCUCAUUCCAGCUUGGAAUCUGAUUCAAGAAAGCCGAGUGGAAGCAUGAUGAUGAACUUCAAUGGAAGAAUUGGCGAUGAAGCCGAUUUGAAUGGAGAAACCUCAAAGAGAAAUGAUGAUGCUGAAGGAGAAGAGUCCAUAAACAAUAACAAUGGCUUCUCUGAGGAACAAGAUCCGUUAACAGAGGCCAUUGAUGGUUUCCUCACCUUGCAAGAAGCUCUUGAAAAAGAGGUUCAGGAAUACCGAGAGAUCGGGAAGGAACAGAUACCACAGCAUCAUGAAGGAGCUACUGAGAUAAGCUCACCUGGCUCAGAGAUUGUAACCCUGGUGAACACUGUUGAACAGCUGGAGAUCAAGCUAGAAGAAACAAAGUCCAUGCUUGAGGUGAAAGAAUCACACAUUCGUGAGCUUGAAUCCACCACGAACCAAAACAAACGCUCGUGGGGAGGAUCAGGAAACGUUUCAGAGACGGUGGUUGAAGAUAUCUUCCGGCAAAAGAUUGAAGCCGAGAUUGAAUAUCUGAUAUAUUCAAGAUCUGUUGAUAACUUGAAUCAUCAGAUGAAGCUGGUUGAAACAAAAGAGUCAUUGGCAGAGGAGCAAGCUUAUGAGACGCUGAACAGCUUGGACAAAGUUCAAACGAAGGCUGCGAGUUUAAGAAACAGAGCUAAAGACCUGCAAAACGAGUGCAUAGAAACCACCGGAAGCAUCAAGAAGAGAGCAUGUAAGAUCACUUCAUGCUUUCUUAUACAGUUAGUAUUGCUGCUAAUGGUAGUUAUGGUGUUCAUGUCUCAAUUGGUGCCGGAGUCUUCUGAUAUCGUUAUUGUACCCACCUGACUUUUUUUGGUUUUUGUAGCAAACUGAGUUGUUUAUUUUUUAUUUUUGGCUUUUCGCAUUUUCUUGUUAGCAUUUCAGCUAUAGUUUUGGCCUCUGGUUAUAGAAUUAAAAGACAUGCUACUUCAUAUUUUGUUGGAAUAAAAUUCUGCAGCUGGAGAUUGGUCA
This is a messenger RNA of Brassica oleracea var. oleracea, 2024 nucleotides long. RefSeq names its product WPP domain-interacting protein 1. NCBI's taxonomy places the organism in Eukaryota, Viridiplantae, Streptophyta, Magnoliopsida, Brassicales, Brassicaceae. The coding region runs from base 354 to 1859 and encodes 501 amino acids. The transcript has 2 exons. The record is from RefSeq and is a predicted model, not a curated record.